Tachysurus vachellii is the source of this 778-nucleotide messenger RNA. Its product is annotated as interferon-induced protein 44-like. The record is from RefSeq and is a predicted model, not a curated record. Bases 38 to 778 code for a protein of 246 amino acids. The transcript is spliced from 7 exons. Lineage: Eukaryota; Metazoa; Chordata; Actinopteri; Siluriformes; Bagridae.
CUUGGAAAGCUCUUCUAACAGUGUGAUUGAUCAUAAAAUGGGAGCGUCUGAGUCCACACCUGUUCAACCCUCCCCAACAAGAAUCUACCACAGUUAUACACCACCAUCACCACCACCACCUCCUCCACCAGAAUAUGAUACGCCAUGGAGGAAAAUGCCUUGGGGGAAAAAAGACGCUUUAGAAGAGAAACUGAGGAACUUUAAGCUCAACACUACUGAUGUUAAGUUUGUCAGGAUUCUGAUCGUUGGUGAAGUUGGAGCAGGAAAGUCCAGCUUUAUAAAUACAAUCAAUGAUGCUUUCCAAGAGCGAAUCACCUCUGGGGCACUUGCUGGAACAUGUGGAACCAGUUUCACAAAAAAGUAUCAAACUCAUCAUAUCAAAGGGAAGGAUGGCUCCCGUUUGCCUUUUGUCUUCAAUGAUAUCAUGGGACUUGAACGUGAAGGUGGCAAAGGCAUAUGUGUAGAUGACAUUAUCUCAGCCUUAAAGGGGCUAAUUGAGGAAGGAUACAACUUUAAUCCUCUUCAUCCUGCAUCUGGGAAAGACUCCAAAAACAAUCCCAGGGUUUCUGACCAAACCUUCUGCCUGGUCAACGGUAUGCAGGGGUGCAGUAAUGUACUGGGGAUUCCAAUGAGCCACAUCUUCCCUGUGAAGAAUUACCACAAGGAGACUGACACAAGUGAUGACAUGGAUGUUCUGAUCCUCAAGGCACUUGAUCAGAUUGUGAAUCUUGCCAAUGAUCAGCUGGAAAACCAAACCUCUUGUGAAAAAUGGGAGUGA